AUGGCCGCCGCAGGGAUUGAACGUCGUGUGGAUAUCACAAUUGCUUCGUGCUCAGGGGUCUUUAUGUGUGGAUGGCUUUACUCGUCUCAACGGUUUACUGCAUCGAACCCGGGACCAGCCAUCGUCUUGGCCCACGGCCUGGGUGGAACGAAAGAGCUAAAGCUUGAUGUGUAUGCCGACAGUUUCAAUCGGAUGGGAUACACAUGUGUUGUCUUCGAUUACCGUUGCAGUGGUGGAUCUGAUGGUCUGCCACGAGGUCUAAUUGACUGGCAUCAGCAGCAAGAGGACUGGAAAUCUGCUAUCGAGUAUACCCGUCAGUUGGAGAACGUUGAUUUGGAAAAUGUCGGCCUUUUUGGAACAUCUUUCAGUGGGGGCCAUGUCAUACAACUGGCCGCUAUUGAUAAGAAACUGAAAGCAGCCAUCUCUCAAUGUCCCUUCACUUCUGGCUGGCAGAGUGCUCUUUGUACAGGAAUUGCAGCCGCCACGAGGAUUGCAGGGCUUGGUCUGCUAGAUAUUCUCUUUGGCUCAGACGAAAGGCCAAUAACCAUACCGCUGACCGGAAAGCCAGGUGAGACGGCUUUGAUGAAUGCUCCAGACGUACUCAGCACGUUUCCACCACUUAUCCCUGAAGGUCAUCCGUUUCAAGAAAGAGUCCCUGCUCGCCUAGCUUUAAAGCUUCCUUUCCUGAGACCAGGAUCUUUUGCAUCAGAGACUGAAUGUCCAAUCCUUUUUGCUAUAUGUGGCAAAGACUCAGUGGCACCCGCAGGCGCAACCUUGGCAUACGCGAAAACAGCCUCCAAGGGAGUGAUCAAGUGGUAUGAAGACGUAGGCCAUUUUGAAAUUUACUAUGGUCAGGCAUUCCAACAAGCUAUACAAGACUAUAAGCAGUUCCUCCAAGAAUAUUUGCCAAUCAAGCGCCAGGGAGAGGAAUAAUUGAACAGAGCAU
This is a messenger RNA of Pseudogymnoascus verrucosus, 946 nucleotides long. RefSeq lists its product as uncharacterized. The coding region runs from base 1 to 933 and encodes 310 amino acids. Gene Ontology annotation, molecular function: hydrolase activity. The transcript has 2 exons. The record is from RefSeq and is a predicted model, not a curated record. NCBI's taxonomy places the organism in Eukaryota, Fungi, Ascomycota, Leotiomycetes, Thelebolales, Thelebolaceae.